AGUGCAUAUCCCGUCAUGUGUUUGUCUGAGAAAGAGAGCAUAACUCUCUUUGUCUCUCAACUUUUUCACAUGCCUCCAACCUGGGUUUAUUUCACGGUUCGUGGCAAUGCAUGGAUCCAUUUGCCUUGUGCUCCCCUUUCUCAUUCUCUCUCGCUCUCUCCUAUGCCAUCUGCCCACCUGUCCGCAUGUGUUUGGGGAUCUGUCUUCUCGGGGCGUUUUCUGCCCCCCCCCCCGACACACUGUUUAUCACUGUCAGAAGCCCACUCGCUCAGUCCAGUUCCAUCAAGGAAUGUUGCAACCACAGAUCAAAGCCCCAGAGUUCUGGAAAGCUCUUUCACCACCAGUGGCUCAUGGUUCGAGGCCUGGGUGAGAAACCUGAACAUCCAGGCUUGCAUAGCUCAUUAAUGCUUCAACAGAUCAUUGGAGGCUCUAUUUCUCCUUCCCCAUCAGUGGAUCCGAUCUGACUCCAUGGGGCGACCGUCUGCCAUUUACCCAAGGGCUUGUAAAACUCGCCAAACUUCCUCAUAAACUCCCAGCAAAGAAGGUUUCAUUUUUAAGAAACUCCAGCCCAGCUGAUAUCAGAUUCCAGGAACCUCGGUGGAGAAGAGUGGUGGACGCGAUCUCCAGACACAAGCAAUCGGGGGGGUAAAAAGGUGAUGUAUAGUUAGCUUUCGACUCUUGGCUCAUUCCCCUCCUGCCCCCCUAGAGAUGCUUCACUUCCCAUGGGGCUUUGCAGUUUUCCUCCCAUUCCUCCUGGGCCUGGCGUCGGACCCUCGCGAUCCCUGCUACGAUGCCAACCAUCACCCGCACUACUGCCUCCCUGAACUCUCCGAAGUGGCCUCGGGGCGCCUGGUGGAAGCAUCCAGCACAUGCGGGAACCCUCCCGGACGACUGUGCGCCUUCCGGGACUCUGCUGACCCAGCCUCGAAAUUCUGCCAGCGCUGCAAAGAAAACGCCCACUUGCCAGAGUUCCUCACCGACGCCGAGGGCAGCGCCACUUGCUGGUGGUCCCAGCCGGCGGCUAACGCCACACUGACUUUGGCUUUAGGGCGCCGGGUGGAAGUUCUCUACGUGGCUCUGCGGUUCUGCUCCCCGCGUCCAGAAUCCCUGGCGAUUUACAAGUCGAUGGACUACGGGCGCACCUGGGUGCCCUUCCAGUUCUUCUCCACCCACUGCCGGCGGCGUUACCAUUUGCCGCCAACCACCGCCAUCCUGAAGGCCAUGGAGCACGAGGCGGCUUGUGUCGAAGCCCAAACGGCCCCCAAGCCUCUGACUGGGGGGCUGGUGGCCUUUAUGCCCCUGGCAGGCCGCCCCUCCGCCAGGAGGUUUGAGUACAGCCCCGUGCUCCAGGACUGGGUCACAGCCACCGACCUCCGCGUGUCGUUCGACCGCAUGCACCCGACACGGACGCUGGGGUUGCGGAGGAAGGAGGCGUCCUACGGAGUGGCGGAGCUGCAGGUUGGGGCCCGGUGCAAAUGCAACGGACACGCCUCGCGGUGCGCAGCCGGCCGGGACGGAGGGACGCCCCAGUGCGAGUGCCGCCACAACACAGCCGGGCUGGAGUGCGACACCUGCAAAGCCUUCUACUGGGACAGGCCCUGGCAGCGGGCAACCCCCAAAGACGCGCAUGAGUGUGUGGCUUGCGACUGCCACCUCCACUCCCACCGUUGCCGGUUCAGCAUGGAGCUCUUCGAACUCUCGGGGCGCCGAAGCGGUGGGAUCUGCUUGAACUGCCGCCACCACACAGCAGGGCGCCACUGCCAGUACUGCCUGCCAGGCUUCAAGCGUGACCUCAGCAGGCCCAUGGUGAGCAGCAAAGCCUGUAAAGCCUGCCAGUGCCAUCCCAUUGGCGCGGUUGGCACCAUUUGCAACCAGACCACAGGGCAGUGCCAGUGCAAGAAUGGAGUCACCGGCCUGACCUGCAACCGCUGUGCUCCAGGUUUCCAGCAAAGCCGAAGCGCCCAUGCCCCCUGCAUGCGGAUCCAGGAAGUGAUGACAACGACAGUCGCCCCGCCACAGGAGUGGAAUGCAGGUACUGAAUGUCAGACCCACUGUAAGCCACCGCGAGGACGGGUCCAGAUGAACCUGAGGAACUACUGCAAAAAGGAUUACGUUCUCCGUGCGCAGCUGUUGUCCAUGGAGAAGUCGGGCACGUGGUGGCAGUUCACGGCCUCGGUCCUCACCGUCUACCGCCAGCGCCGAGUGCCCAUUCGGCGGGGCGAGCAGCCGCUCUGGGUGCCUGAGCAGGACCUGGCAUGCCGCUGCCUCCACCUCCAAGUCGGCAAAUCUUACCUGGUGAUCGGCAACGAUGAGGAGUCGCCCGACCCUGCCCGGUUAAUCCUCGACAAAAACAGCCUGGCCCUGCCUUGGAGGGACGCCUGGGCACACAAACUGCGUAGUUUCCAGCAGCAAAGCAGGCGUGGGAAAUGCAGACUCAGCUGAAUCAGCACCGGGGGGGGGGGCAGGGAGGAAAACAGAGUGAGGGAAUGGGGGGGGGGACAAAUGGGUGCAUUUGGUGAUACCCCUCCACUUCCCUUGCUAUUAGAGAGCAUAAGGGAAACAUUUGGAUUCUUAAGUGUUAGUUUUGAGGACGUAUAGGCCUCUCUUACCUCCUCCAUCCUCUCCUGUGUGGCAAGUAAGGAACGCUUGAAAAGAAGUCGAGGCCUGUGAAUCCCAAGGCAACCUGACCUGAUCUGUGCCUGUCGAACUGAAAAUGUGCCAACUGGAGCAUAAUUAUCCCUCCGCACGUGUCCGAAAUUUACGACGCAGUUCUCCGCUCAAAGAAUAAAUAAAUAAAUGCCAACAUGCAUAUUUCAAGAUAAAGAUGCUUUUAGAAAUAAUGUACAUGGAGAUAAAUGGUGUAUUUAAAUAUG
Messenger RNA from Podarcis muralis (Common wall lizard), 2873 nucleotides. RefSeq names its product netrin-1. Gene Ontology annotation, cellular component: basement membrane. Gene Ontology annotation, biological process: motor neuron axon guidance; animal organ morphogenesis; dendrite development. The record is from RefSeq and is a predicted model, not a curated record. Gene Ontology annotation, molecular function: protein binding. Lineage: Eukaryota; Metazoa; Chordata; Lepidosauria; Squamata; Lacertidae.